This is a messenger RNA of Macaca mulatta (Rhesus monkey), 3549 nucleotides long. RefSeq names its product ANKH inorganic pyrophosphate transport regulator (gene ANKH). The record is from RefSeq and is marked provisional. Gene Ontology annotation, molecular function: phosphate transmembrane transporter activity. NCBI's taxonomy places the organism in Eukaryota, Metazoa, Chordata, Mammalia, Primates, Cercopithecidae. Gene Ontology annotation, biological process: phosphate ion transmembrane transport. Gene Ontology annotation, cellular component: plasma membrane.
CCCCGCUCGCCCCGUCGCCCUUUGCCUCCCCGCAGAGUCCCUUCGCGGCAGCAGAUGUGUGUGGGGUCAGCCCACGGCGGGGACUAUGGUGAAAUUCCCGGCGCUCACGCACUACUGGCCCCUGAUCCGGUUCUUGGUGCCCCUGGGCAUCACCAACAUAGCCAUCGACUUCGGGGAGCAGGCCUUGAACCGGGGCAUUGCUGCUGUCAAGGAGGAUGCAGUUGAGAUGCUGGCCAGCUACGGGCUGGCGUACUCCCUCAUGAAGUUCUUCACGGGUCCUAUGAGUGACUUCAAAAAUGUGGGCCUGGUGUUUGUGAACAGCAAGCGAGACAGGACCAAAGCCGUCCUGUGUAUGGUGGUGGCCGGGGCCAUCGCUGCCGUCUUUCACACACUGAUAGCUUAUAGUGAUUUAGGAUACUACAUUAUCAAUAAACUGCACCAUGUGGACGAGUCGGUGGGGAGCAAGACGAGAAGGGCCUUCCUGUACCUCGCCGCCUUUCCUUUCAUGGAUGCAAUGGCAUGGACCCAUGCUGGCAUUCUCUUAAAACACAAAUACAGUUUCCUGGUGGGAUGUGCCUCAAUCUCAGAUGUCAUAGCUCAGGUUGUUUUUGUAGCCAUUUUGCUUCACAGUCACCUGGAAUGCCGGGAGCCCCUGCUCAUCCCCAUCCUCUCCUUGUACAUGGGCGCACUUGUGCGCUGCACCACCCUGUGCCUGGGCUACUACAAGAACAUCCACGACAUCAUCCCCGACAGAAGUGGCCCGGAGCUGGGGGGAGAUGCAACAAUAAGAAAGAUGCUGAGCUUCUGGUGGCCUUUGGCUCUCAUUCUGGCCACACAGAGAAUCAGUCGGCCUAUUGUCAACCUGUUUGUUUCCCGGGACCUUGGUGGCAGUUCUGCAGCCACAGAGGCCGUGGCGAUUUUGACAGCCACGUACCCCGUGGGUCACAUGCCAUACGGCUGGUUGACGGAGAUCCGUGCUGUCUAUCCUGCUUUCGACAAGAAUAACCCCAGCAACAAACUGGUGAGCACGAGCAACACAGUCACGGCAGCCCACAUCAAGAAGUUCACCUUCGUCUGCAUGGCUCUGUCACUCACGCUCUGUUUCGUGAUGUUUUGGACACCCAACGUGUCCGAGAAAAUCUUGAUAGACAUCAUUGGAGUGGAUUUUGCCUUUGCAGAGCUCUGUGUUGUUCCUUUGCGGAUCUUCUCCUUCUUCCCAGUUCCAGUCACAGUGAGGGCGCAUCUCACUGGGUGGCUCAUGACGCUGAAGAAAACCUUCGUCCUGGCCCCCAGCUCUGUGCUGCGGAUCAUCGUCCUCAUCGCCAGCCUCGUGGUCCUGCCCUACCUGGGGGUGCACGGUGCAACCCUGGGUGUGGGCUCCCUCCUGGCGGGCUUUGUGGGAGAAUCCACCAUGGUCGCCAUCGCCGCGUGCUAUGUCUACCGGAAGCAGAAAAAGAAGAUGGAGAACGAGUCGGCCACGGAGGGGGAAGACUCCGCCAUGACGGACAUGCCUCCGACAGAGGAGGUGACAGACAUCGUGGAAAUGAGAGAGGAGAAUGAAUAAGGCACGGGACGCCAUGGGCACUGCAGGGACAGUCAGGAUGACACUUCGGCAUCAUCUCUUCCCUCUCCCAUCGUAUUUUGUUCCCUUUUUUGUUUGUUUUGUUUUGGUGAUGAAAGAGGCCUUGAUUUAAAGGUUUCGUGUCAAUUCUCUAGCAUACUGAGUAUGCUCACACUGACGGGGGGACCUGGUGAAUGGUCUUCACUGUUGCUAUGUAAAAACAAGCGCAACUGACUUCAUGCCCUGCCUCACGAAAACCCAGAAGACACAGCUGCCUCACGCUCGACGGUGUGUCCUCCUCCCCUGGACAAUCUCCUCUUGGAACCAAAGGACUGCAGCUGUGCCGUCGCCUCUCGGGCACCCCGCACAGCAGGCCACAGACUCUCCUGUGCCCCUUCAUCGCUCUUAAGAAUCAACAGGUUAAAACUCGGCUUCCUUUGAUUUGCUUCCCAGUCACAUGGCCGUACAAAGAGAUGGAGCCCCGGUGGCCUCUUAAAUGUCCCUUCCGCCAUGGAGUUCAAACCCAUCUACUCCACACGUGCAGGAGGCGGGCGGCAGGCUGCAGCCCGGAGUCCCCGUUCACACUGAGGAACAGGGAGACCUGUGACCACAGCGGGCUGACAGACGGACAUAAUCUCCCGUAGAAAGGUUGGAAAUGCCCCGGGGACAGCAAACUGACACGGUUGAAUGAUAGCAUAUCACUCUGUGUUCUCCUAGAUCCGAGCGAGCUGUCAGUUCUCACCCCCACCAUGUAUAUACAUGAGCUAACUCUUUUAAGUUGUCACAAAAGCGCAUCUCCGGUUUCCAGCCCCUGCCGCAUGACUUUCCCUGAAGGCUUGCUUUUCCCUCGCCUUUCCUGAAGGUCGCACUAGAGCGAGUCACAUGGAGCGUUCUAACUUUGCAUUUUAGUUUUUCCAGUGAACUGAAGCUUUAAGUCUCAUCCAGCAUUCUAAUUCCAGGUUGCUGUAGGGUAACUUUUGAAGUAGAUGUAUUACCUGGUUCUGCCAUCCUUAAGUCGUAACUCUGCGGUACAGGUAAUUCAGAAUGUACUACGGUACUUCCCUCCCACACCAUACGAUAAAGCAAGACAUUUUAUGAUGAUACCAGAGUCACUAUGUGGUCCUCCCCGAAAUAACACAUUCGAAAUCCAUGCAGCGCAGUAUAUUUUUCUAAGUUUUGGAAAGCAGGUUUUUUCCUUUAAAAAAUUAUAGACACAGUUCACUAAAUUGUUGAUUUAGUCAAAAUUCCUAGACUGAAAGAACCUAAACAAAAAAAUAUUUUAAAGAUAUAAAUAUAUGCUGUAUAUGUUAUGUAAUUUAUUUUAGGCUAUAAUACAUUUCCUAUUUUCGCAUUUUCAAUAAAAUGUCUCUAAUACAAUACGGUGAUUGCUUGUGGGCUCAACAUACCUGCAGUUGAAACGUAUUGUAUCAAUGAACAUUGUACCUUAUUUGCAGCAGUUUUAUAAAGUCCGUCAUUUGCAUUUGAAUGUAAGGCUCAGUAAAUGACAGAACUAUUUUUCAUUAUGGGUAACUGGGGAAUAAACGGGUCACUGGAAUAGGAAUAGAAGUGUAAGCUGGAAGGGCAAAAAUGAGAAAGAAAAAGGUAGGCCCUUUGUGUCUACCAUUUUCAGUGCUGUGUGAUCAUACUGUUCCUCAUAGCAAAAAAGAAUGCAAGGGCAUGAAGUUAGCCGUGGGCAUGCCAGGGUUGCAUUCACAUUCCUGGGUACCCAGUGCCGACGGGGUGUGCCCACAUGGGGACAUGUCCUUGGUGUGCUUCCUCAGAGUGGCUUUUCCUCCAUUAAUAUAUAUAUGAGUGCUGAAAACUUAAGUUGCAUAGCUGCUUUGCAGUGGUUUCAGAGGCAGAUCUGAGAAGAUAAAACUCAAUGUAUCAGCUUUUUUUAAAGGACAUUACUAGAAAAUUAAACAGCAGUAUUUUUUAACAUGUGUGACUCUUUCAUGAUUCUGGGGUUGGAGCUUAAAGAUCCAAAU